This is a messenger RNA of Magallana angulata, 2047 nucleotides long. Its product is annotated as E3 ubiquitin-protein ligase rnf8-like. The transcript is spliced from 8 exons. Gene Ontology annotation, molecular function: zinc ion binding; histone binding; nucleic acid binding. Gene Ontology annotation, biological process: protein K48-linked ubiquitination; ubiquitin-dependent protein catabolic process; double-strand break repair. NCBI's taxonomy places the organism in Eukaryota, Metazoa, Mollusca, Bivalvia, Ostreida, Ostreidae. Gene Ontology annotation, cellular component: ubiquitin ligase complex; nucleus; site of double-strand break. The record is from RefSeq and is a predicted model, not a curated record. The coding region runs from base 59 to 1882 and encodes 607 amino acids.
GUGACGUUUUCAUCAUAACAGACUCUUUGGAACGCGCGGAUAUCAAAAUUUCUGUCGAAUGACACAAGAAGGGUUUACAGUUGGGCUCAUUAGAGUCGGCGACAACGUUAAGAAAUACAAGUUGAUAGAUUUUCGUGGAAGAGAUGAGGUUACAAUUGGAAGAUCUCAGGAUGCCACAUUUUGUAUUUUAUCCACCAUGAUUUCACGCUGUCAUGCAGUGUUGAAAAAAGAGGGAGCUGUAUGGAAUAUUAAAGACAACAAGAGUCUGAAUGGAGUUUUUGUAAAUGGUAAGAAAUUGGAACCUCACACGCCAUGUACAUUGAAUGAAAAUGACACCAUCCAAUUUGGAGUCCCUAAAACUGGAGAGGAGGUUGCUGAGUUCAUCUUCAAGUUCCAUUACAAGAUAAAAGUAAAAAGGGCACGACCCAAAAGCUCUGAUGAAACUGACAGUUCAACAUCAGCACAAACAAAUGUCAACCAUUAUCCAUUGAAGAGAGUAAAACUGAACACUAGUGACAAUAUAGCGACUGAUAAACCUUCAUGUUCCAAGGAGAACUUCCUGAAAAAACAGCAGCCGUUUGACGAUUACAAAGAGAAGCAGAAUAGACAGCAAGAAGAAGCCGAUAUGAAACUGAAAGAAUUCGAAAAUAAACUUGCCGAGAUGCAGAAGAUGUUGAAGGAGAAAGAGGAAGAGCACGAGAAGAUGAGGAGGUGUUUGGAGGAGGAGAAACAGGAGCGAGAAAAUCAGACAUUGCAGAUGAAAGAGAAGCUGAAAGAAAAGGAGGUCCAGCUAGAAGUUCAGACCAGUACAAUGAGGGAAAGGUUAAAAGAGAAAGAACAAGAACUGGCUGCAGAAGUCAAGAAACGAGAGGAAGAUGAAAAGAAAAUGAAAGAGGAUUUAGAAAACCAGUUGAUGAGCAAGGAGGCAGAGCUCCUGGAACAACUCCAGCAGCAGAAGGAUGCUCUCAUUACUGAGAAAAAGAAGGUGGAGGAAGACCUGCAGAAAUCCAUGGAGAAAGCUCUGGAGGAGAAGAACAAAGAACUGGAGGACCAGCUACACAAAGAAAAGGAAAGGCUGGAGAAGGUUAUAACAGAGAAAGAGACAAAACAGAAAAUGCUUGAGGCUCAGCUGCAGGAAACAAAAAAAGAACCUGACCAAUCAGAGGCCAUCCUUCAGGCUCGGCAGGACAUCCUAUCCAACUUCUCUGACCUAAUGGAGACUGAGCUUCAGUGCAGUAUUUGUAAUGAACUCUACAUACAGGCAACAUCUUUAGGCUGCUCCCACUCGUUCUGUGCACUAUGCAUUGCGGAGUGGAUGAAGGUAAAGAAAGAAUGCCCCAUCUGUAGAACCCCUGUCACCUCCCAGCUCAGAUCCAUCGCCUUGGACAAUUACAUUGACACCAUGGUGGAACACCUCAGUGAGGAGUUAAAGACUCGCCGGAAACAACUGGUGGCAUCAAGGAAAGAGGAACAGGAAAAAAUUGAGAAGGCCAAACAAGAGGCAGAGAGAGCCAAUCAGAGAGCCAACAACGCACGGGGAGGGAGGGGCCGGCGAGGAAGGAGGGGUCGAGGCGGGAGGGGCCAGCGCCAGGCCCAGCAGACCACCACCAGGAACAGAGAGGGGCAUCAGCCAAUCAUCAUCGAGAGUGAGGACGAGGCAGAUGGAGGAAAUGUUUAUGUUGGAUUGAUUGAGGAGGAGGUGGUGGCUGAGGAUUUGAGUGACAGUACCAGGAGUAGUGACAGCGACGACCAUUUUUACACAGAUUCUGACGAGGAUAGUGAUGGGGUGUCGGGCGAUCCCGAUGCAUAUUAUGGAGGAUAUGGCCAUUGUUACAGAUGCGGUCACACAGGACAUUGGGCCAAUGGAUGUCCCUUCCGAUAGUGAAUAGUCCAUCGUCAUGCCAAACCUGUGUUCUUUUACAUUUCUGUUGGUUUAUUCUUUUAGUACAAACAAUGGAACUUUAAAGCAUGUUAUACAAGUUGUCUUACUAUUUUUUUUCGGUAUUUUACAAUUUUUCAGUAAAAUGUUAAAACAAAAAAGCAGUGU